AUGUCGAGCACAGGCGCAGUAGCAGCUGCUGGUGGUGGCGGCCUCUCGACGCUGUCGACUUCGCUCCUCGCCGCCGCAUGCACCGCCGUAGUUGCUGCCGUCAUCUUCGUCGCUGUGGCGCUUCGACGAUACCUACGUGCCAAGAAGCGCAAAUCUCUCAUGAUUGCUGCUUCGCCAGCACCAUCUUCAGCUGCAGCCAUCUAUGCUCAACACGUCAAAGACAAGUCAAUAUCCACCGAAGACAUUGGCGAGCCUCAUCUCACCUACGCGCCUGAACGUGCACACAACGCCCAGCACGACCUAGCAAAGUUGUCAUUCGCACAAAAGACGGCUCUGUCCAUGCGGCAGCAAAAUUUCAUCCCGAUCAAACCUUUCCCUUCGCCAAAGUUCCCUAAGGCGGCUCUGCUUUCGCCAAGGUUGCAGCCCCCGGUCUCGGCAGAAUCGCCUGCUCCACGAACGCCAAAGUCGCCAGGUCUGACCGAGCUCGCCAUGUCGCCAGGCCCCAGCAUCCUCCUUAAGCCCUUGGUCUAUGGAAAGUCUCCCAGGAUCCCAUCACCGUCUCCCUCCAGCGCAAGCACUGGCGAUAAGAAGAAGGCGUCACCAGAACAGAAGAAGAAACUCACACGAAGUGCAGUGCCAUCUUUGUUGCUUCGCAGCCUCGGCGUCUUGCCUGAUUUCUCCGCCGGCUCUCCCAAUAAAGCAUCGCUGCAAGAAGACAAGGAGACACUCGCAGAUGCAGAAGCGCAGGCCAGCAACGACUCGAAAGAUGCGGAAGAGCCCUCCCUGACCCCCAUCCUCGACCUCGGCAUCGACUUUGGGAAUGACGAGACUUUCGAGCAGUCCCUCCAACUUCGAGGCGGCUUUUCCUUUGAUGAGCCAAGAGCGUUGGGACUUGGGUCUUCAGUACCGGCUUCAAAGCCCGCUCAGGCGCAGAGCACGCAGAUGACUGCUGGCAUGCAGAGCCUCAUUGAGGCCUUGUCACCCCCUCCGCCCGAGACUGCUACGCUCUCAGGUUUCAGGGCCAGCCCUCCUGCCAAGCAGUCCACUUUGCUUUUGUCCUCCACCUCGUCCGCCCGUUCGCCGCUGCCAACACCUCCACCUUCAGCUGGCCUGCCACCUGCGCCGACAAGUGCACCUAUGUACAAGCUGCCCUCCAACGGCUCUAUGCAGAGCAAGUCGAGCCGAACCACAGCAGUAAGUGCAGCAACGUCCGCACCAGAUUCGUUCCACAGCGCCACCGGGUCUAUUGGUCAGAUCUGUAUCAGCAUGCCGCCCAUCGACUCUGUGCCUUCUCCCCGUCUUGGCGUGGACGAGGAUCAAUCCUCCUAUCGUCCAUUGAGCCUCGGUCUGGGACCGUCCAAGAGCCCAUCGCAGGGUACAUUUACCAACAUCCUCAACGGCUUGCGCAAGGUGCCGUCGCGAGGCCAGGAGGUCGACCUGGAAGCCGGCAACUCGUCCAUCGACGAAUCUGCGACAAGUCGUUCGUAUUCGAGCGAUGCCAUCUCGUACAGCUCUUCGCAGACCAGCGUCGAUCUCGAGGCUAUUACGAGCAUCGGCAAGGCCAACCUUGUGCCAGCUGCUUCGGUGCCGCCUCUUCCACUAAUGCCCGUCUCUCUUAAGAUGAGCGGAGACAAGACGGCCAAAGCCAACACCUCGACUGUCUUUGAGGAUGAAAAGGAUGCCAGUGUCGCUGACGCGGUUCCUCCUCGGCCGAUGCGCAAGAGGGCUUCGACAUUGGGAGCACUCGAGGGACCCAAGCUGACCAUGCCGGACCUGAUGCAUCCACGUGCUGCGCCCUUGCCACCAUCGGAUGGCAUGCCUGCCAAAAUGGUUAGCCCAAGCAUCAACAUCGAGUCGGUCCAAGUCAACCGUGCCAGCAUUACGAACCUUAAAGCCAAGUCGAGCGAUCACCUUCCUCUCACAGGAAGCGCAAUGAGUGCCGCCAUGAAUUUCAAGAGUCCUUACCACCGCACCCUCAUCCCUGAUCCUCCCAUUGAUGGCACGCACCUCUCUCCCGGUCUCGGCGCAGACAGUCCGAUCCUUGCACAGUUCAGCCCCAAGGUGCGAGGCAGCUCGCCUUCCGCCAGCCCCAAACCGGGCUUUGCAGAGAGUCUCAAGGCCAGGCUGAGCCUGUCGCGCAAGUCGCUCACCAGCUCGCCUGGUGUGGCGUCCAAGAACAGCACGCCUCGUCUCAGCACCAUCAAUCAGUUCCCCAAACCCAACGGCGAUGGGUUCCAUAGCUUUGCCGUUGGCGAAGGUGUCGCAGAUGCGACGCCCAAGAUCGGUUCAAGCAAGAUCCCCGCGCGACCUGCUACCAGUCCCAGGUUGGGACAGCAAGGUAGUGAGGCUGGACUUGGCUUCAGUAGCCCUGCCAUCCUCUUCAACGGUCAAGAGAUGGAGCCUACCAAGCCGCUGCGCUUCAAAAAGCCCUCUUCGGCAGGUGGCCGUCUGGGCUCCUCGCCGCAGUCGAUCUACUCUGCAGCCUCACCCUCGCCCAUGCUGCACACCGGCCAGUGGGGCACGGUCCCUGGCGGAAAGGAAGACAAGAUGGAAGUUGCCUUUUCUCCUCUGGUCGCUGGCGGCGAUUUGAGUCCGGCUGGCGAGCAGAUCGAGUUUGGUGUAGCAUCUUCGCCCAGCUUCUGCGACACUCCUGCUGCUCCUGCGAGGACGUUGCAAGACUUGCCUGCAAGCAGUGCGCCGACGAGCCCGGAGAUGGGUGAAACGACGCCUCGACCCAAUUCGAGCUCGGAUGCCGGCGCUCUCGCAGGUGAGGAUGAGGACUUGGAACACUUCUCGUACCGCGACAGCAUGGUCAGCGUAGCCGCGUCCACCAUCAGUAUCAUGAGCAACAGCACGUGCAUGUCGGACGCCGUGGGCGAGGAUCUCGACCAGGCCGCUGACCGUCGAACGAAGCUGCUCGCCAGCGUCCAGCAGAACUUGGCCAAGUCGAAAGCCAAGGACGCCAAGCGAGACAGCCAGGCCGCGCAACGCUUCCGAAAGUCCCUCAUGUCGCAGACCUCGUCGCUGCGCAACAUUCCAGAGGAAGUGUCCGGCGGAGUGCCGACAAUGGGACUGGGACUGUUCGAGAGCGAAGAGGAGCAAGAGGAUGACGAUGAGGACAGGGAGACGCUCGAGGACAGUCCUCCUAGCAGCGUGGCCGGCAGUUCGUACGAGCGCAAGAAGCCGAACAGCCUUGUGCUGAUGCCUCUGCACGACAGCCGACUGUCUGACCCGCUGACGCCUCCGCUGACACCCAUCGACGCAACGGCCGCGCACAAAGAGUCGGGGCACGCAACGACACCAUCGACGAGCUCUGCUUCCUCUUUUGCUUCGUCCGCUGCAUCGGUGCCGCGCCGAAUGCGACCAUCGCGAGACCGUCUGGCACCCAUCGACACGGGUGCUGCCAACCGUCUCUCCCCGCACUCUGAGCAGCGCGACGGCGCCACUUCUCCCUCGUCGCUCAAGCUGAGACCUUUGAGCUUGGCCGCCAGCCUCCACGGAGGCGACGCGAGCCCGAUGAAGCGGUUCGAACGCCCCGCCUUCUCACCCGCGCUGUCUGCCAAUGUCCCCAGCCCCAUCCCCGCCGCACACAUGUCCGGUCCGAACGAUCGCUCUUCGCGUUUCAACGAAGAAGGCCGCAGCGUGCGCAGCACCACGUACCGCCAGGGCGGUGUGUUGCCCACAAUCAGCUCGAAGGGCGCGCUCGAUACGGGCAGGGCAUUGCAUGCAGAGCCGUCGUUGACGCAUUCGGACAGCUCGGCGUCGAUGGGCUCGAUGACGUCUUCGUUGGGCUCGUUUUCGAGGAUGCACAACUUCCCGAGCCCGGUCAAAUCGACGUUUGGAUAUUCUCACGGCUUGGGCAAGGCGAUGGGGAUGCGUCAGACGUUGGGGUCCCGCGGUAGUGUCAUGUCGGACAUGCCAGACUUGACGAGCUCGAUGAGCACGCAGAGCUUUGCCAGCAGCACUGUGGCGGUUGGCCGAAUCGGGUACAAGACCAGCGACCUGUCAGUCACUGGCAUGUGA
Molecule: messenger RNA, 4023 nt
Organism: Sporisorium graminicola
Lineage: Eukaryota; Fungi; Basidiomycota; Ustilaginomycetes; Ustilaginales; Ustilaginaceae
Exons: 1
Coding region: 1-4023 (1340 amino acids)
Source: RefSeq, a predicted model, not a curated record